Messenger RNA from Mugil cephalus (flathead mullet), 4445 nucleotides. It is a transcript of the gene klf9, whose product is annotated as Kruppel-like factor 9. Gene Ontology annotation, biological process: regulation of transcription by RNA polymerase II. NCBI's taxonomy places the organism in Eukaryota, Metazoa, Chordata, Actinopteri, Mugiliformes, Mugilidae. The record is from RefSeq and is a predicted model, not a curated record. Gene Ontology annotation, molecular function: RNA polymerase II cis-regulatory region sequence-specific DNA binding; DNA-binding transcription factor activity, RNA polymerase II-specific. The transcript is spliced from 2 exons. Bases 1933 to 2610 code for a protein of 225 amino acids.
ACAGCCUCAGUUUAAAAUGUGUGUACUGGUAUCACUGUCACAUCAGCAUUCAUCAUGAUUCACAAAUCUGGGUCAUUUAAAGACCUUACUGUGCAAGGGUCAUGUGCUACAAAAUGCAGGAAACACUGUGCAGCAACAAAUUCUCUCAUAAACAACCCUAAAAAAAUUUAAAGAUAAAACUGUCCAGAGGCAGUGUUGCUCAAUCCCACCACCCCCAAAAUUGAGUGGUAUUUUCUAGGAACUUUGGAUGAACCACCCACUGCACUGGAAGCCUUGCUUUUUUACCCUUUAAAAAAAAAAAAAAACUGCAGGGGUCUUGUUACACUUUCAAGGGGAUGUGCUGUAUGGCACCAGAAAUUUAGCAAAUGCAUAGGCUGCAGGAAAUUCAGACUGAAGAAAGAGAACUACAGCCUUUAUGACUGGUAGAGUGCUAAUGAUAGCUUGGCAGGCUGAAGGGAAGAAACACACCAAAAGUACCAUAUGAGUAACACCCCAGUCUUCUAAAUUAAUGGGAAUCCUCAGCUUAUGUGUCACCAUAUACUUUCAGUUCAAACACCAAGCUGUGCAUUCAUCUGGCUGAAUUCGCAAGAACUAUUUCUUGCAAAUAUUUCCCAAAUGAGUUUGUGAUUGCUCUGAGGAGUUAAAGAGGAGCGGUGAGGACGAUUGAGGGCUGUGCUAAUUUGGGAGCAGACCACGGUUGUGAAACUGGGACACAAAGUUAGACCUGUCCACAGCGAAAGAAUAAUGGGCCUCCCUCUUCAUGAUGCAGCUUUCUGUGUCAUCAACACUGAUCUGAUGUCUGUAAACACUACUGUGUGUGACAGAAGAUGGGCACAGUAACAAGAGUAUUUAAGAGACGUAGAAACAUGUACGCGUUUUAUUUGCCCUUGUAGAAUGAUGAGAACAACGUGUAAAGGCUCAUAUAUACUGAACUACGUUCUCUUCAGAAUAAACAAUCAAAAUGUAAUGUUUUAGUACUUUCGUCUUAUAGGUGGGCAUUUUUUUUUUUUUUUUUUUUAGUGAAGUCUCCAUAUUACAAAUGUGGCUUCAGAAAGAAAAGGCAAUCUCAAAUAAUAUAUGAGAAAUUAUAGCAACAAUAUAUAUUGUUGCUAUUAUUUCUGAUCAAAGACACAAAUAUUUGUAUGUCAUUAUACAUGUUGUUUAUAUGUGAAUUAUCAAUAUUAAGUAUAGGACCUUUGAAUAAAUAAUGCUAUAUUCGAAAUAUUACUUUCCAAGAAAUGUCCUUACAUUAUUUAAUAACUUGGUAAGUCACUGCAUUGGACUUUAAAGCUUUUUUAACCGGAAGCCCAUAUUUCCCAGUUAUAUGAAGUACUUGAAGGUAGCAUCAGCCUGGCCCCGCCCUCUUUUCCCCCAGUGUCCCGGCGCUGUGAUUGGUUCGCUGUCUCUUCACUCACUCCGCUGAAUCGGCAAUUCCGAAAAAAAUAGUCACGUUUUCUCUCAGCCAAUCAGAGCGUCGCUUUAUUAUGACACCGUGGGAUUCCGCGAAAUUGUUUCUUGGAGUUGGAAGAAGUGCGGCUCGCAGUAAAAUAGGACAAGUUGACGCAUGUGUGGGAGCGCACAGAAACAAAGGCGGAAUAAACGUAGACACAAUAGCUCCGUCGCAAGUGCCGUGUUUUAUUGGGCCGGCAUUUAGAAUAAAAUAGAUCUAGAGGGAGAAGGAAAGAGGAAGAACCCGGGGACGAUUCAAACUGCUAGCUUUCCUGAGGGGGGUGUUUAUUUAUCCGCCCUGCAACCUCAAGAAGGAAACGCAGGCUUUGCGGAAUAGUCACAUUGAAGACGACACGUGUGGAUGAUUUGCCACAUGUCUCUUUUGAGGGCUGCGACCUGAUUGUCGUACCCGCGUUGUUUUUAGGAGGAUAUAGACACUUUUUGAGACACUGUUUCUUCGGCUCGGCCGGAUCUGCUCUAGUGAUGUCGGAGGUUGAGGUCUCUGCAGACUGCGUCCCCGGCCGAACACAGGGGCGCACAGAGGACAUACUGAAAGAGAGCCAGGAGAGCAUGACUUUACUGAUGGUGGCUAGGAUUCUGCUGGACUUGAACAAAUGCAAUCCCAGCGCUAUCAGCGCCGGGAGCAGCGUGUGCCUCGGGGGCAGCGAAGCCGGCCCUCAGGAGAAGGCGGAGAGGGGGGGUUACCGGUUGAACUCCGGGGACAACCGGGGCUCGCUGCCACCCAAACAACCCAGGAGCAGGAAGGCGACGGCGACGAGACAAGAGUCCCCCGAGAAGAGGCACUGCUGCCCCUUCACCGGCUGCGGGAAGAUGUAUGGCAAGUCGUCCCACCUCAAAGCCCAUCUGAGGGUCCAUACCGGUGAACGCCCCUUUGAGUGUACCUGGCCAGACUGUGGCAAGAAGUUCUCCCGGUCCGACGAGCUGACGCGCCACUACCGCACACACACGGGCGAGAAGCGCUUCAACUGCCCAAUGUGUGACAAGUGCUUCAUGAGGAGCGACCACCUGACCAAACAUGCCCGACGACAUGCAGGCUUCCAUCCCAGCAUGCUCCAGGGCUCGAGCGUGGCCAAGAGACGCCGCUGCUCCGUGUCCAUGUCCUCCUCCGAUUCUGGAGACCAAAGCCCUGCUGGGGUGUGAUGAGACACGCCCGCAUCAUCUACAUGCACACAUAGAGGUACAUGCAGUGGAUACAGUGGCAAACAUGCUGUAAAUCCACCCACGCAAGCAGUAUAAUGUGUGUGCAUUUACACAAGUCCCGUCAAGUCAGAGAACUCAACCAGCCAGACCACUAGUCCGAGAGUGUUCAUACUACACUUGUAACAUUGUGCAAUAGCAUAUAGAAACAUACUGAACCUGACUGUAAUCAAAGAGACCCGCCCCCUCUUAUUCCCUGCGGUGAUUGGUAUUUAUUAAGAGUUUUUCUGGGUCUGUCAGGAAUGUCUAGUUGUUUUGUAAUAAUUUUACGUUGUGUUGUUUGCCUUUUUUUAUUUUUAUUUUUAUUUUUUUGAAAGAAUCUGCCAUCCAAAUGGUAUUCAUGUACAUAGAUAUAGUAUUCAUUAACACUACACAUGUCCACUUUGCAUCACAGACUACAUUUGCAGAUGAAGAAAAUGACAAACAAACAUGUCAACAAACUCCUAUGACUGAUGCAUACUUAGUGUGUUUAGAAGUUUAGGCAAUAGUCUUUUAGUGAAUGUUGCACACAUAGACUUUCAGACAUUUGUUCAGUAGCUUUUCAGUCCAGGACGAGGUGAUUGUACAGCAUAGCAGCAGUAUUACCAUGUAAAUAGAUUAAACAGACUUCAGUUGGAUGAUAUACUCUCUAUAGUGUAGUUUAUUGUUAUUGGAGCGUAAUAAGAUGAGCUGUAAUAUAGAAAAAUCUAAAGCUAUUUAAUUUCAUUUCUCUGGUCAUGGACUUCCGUUGCAAUGAGCCUGCAGGUGUGAGCGGAGUGUUUCCGAUGUGGAGACACAAAUGUUGUCACAUUCAUAUGUAAACAAAUGCACCACAAUGUCUUUACAGUACUUAAUCAUGGCCAUAGUGAGUUGAGCAUAUCUUAAGGGAAAUUACACUUUACAUUACAUUGUCCGGUUUUAUUUCUGGCUUCUGAUGCACUACUGUGUGCAGGAGAACACAACAGGGUAAAGCAGCUGAAACACAUUCUGUGUUAAGACCACAACGAUUCAUGUUUCAAUAACAGUUUGUGCCUUUUAACGGGUUACUACUAAUACUACCUGAAUGAACAUCGUCAGAUUGUUUAUGUUAUGUAUUUGCUAAUACUUUAAAGAUCAAUGACUGUCUCUUACGCCAUCAGUGCCAGUUGCUGUGCGCUGUGAAUUAGCUUUUGUUUCUAUCUGGACUGCAUUCUUUUUCAGGGAAUAAUGAAAUGUUUUGCCAUGCCAGUCAAACGUACACCACCUGGUGGUGACAUGGAAGCACAACAUCCCUCACAACAGAAACCAUUUUUUAUUUGUCAGAAAACACGUUGAGGUGUACUUUUGUGAUUAGUUUGCGAAUGAAUUUAUUCCAUCAUGUAGCAUGUUACAUGUGUUUCUUUGGUACAAUGUAUGUUUUAUUGGCCUGGUAAUCUUUUAUAAUAUCACUAAUGGGAUGAUAUAUCUUAUUAAUCUACUACUACAGGAGCCAGAUACAUUGUUGAUGUCAUUAGUUUUCUUUUUAUACUUGAAAUAUAAUGCAUUAAAAUGUCCAGAUGGAGUGUAAAGUUGGGUGUAGUUAAGCUUGUGGGGCAGAAACUACAUGCUAAAUGCUUGUCUUUUUUUCCCUUUUCUGGCAUUAAAAGAACUGUGAUUAGAUGCUGGUGCCUUUGAGGUUGGAGCCCUUACUUCUGAUGCUACUGUACUGUAAUCAGGGACUGUCAAUGCAAAUCCCAUGUUAUUGCAAUACACACAGCCGUGUAAUAAUAAUUACUGCUUAAAAGUUUUAACAUUAAAAACCUUAUUCUUUUCUUUCUAAA